CUUUUUGAUCUGCUACGAAGCAAACAACCAUCCAGUUUGGAAAAAAUUAUUCCUAUAAACGGAGAUUUAGCCGCGGAAAAUUUAGGAUUGUUACCCUCCGACCGAGAAAUGUUGAUCGAUAGAGUGUCUGUAAUAUUCCACUGUGCAGCUACUGUCAGAUUUGACGAAGAUUUGAAAGACGCGAUUUUCAGUAACACUAGGUCAACGCAAGAUAUUUGUAUUUUAGCUGAGAAUAUGAAACAACUAGUUGUUCUAAUUCACGUUAGUACGACUUAUGGCCAAUGCGAUAAACCUGUAGUGAAGGAGAUGUUAUAUCCCACGGAGUUCGAUUGGAAGAAAGCAAUAAAAAUCGCCGAGUCCGUCGACGAUUAUCUUCUCAAAAUAUUAACAGCGAAAUACAUGAAAAAUAUACCAAACACUUAUAUCUUAAGUAAGAUAUUGGCCGAGCAAGUGAUAAGCGAUUAUUCGAAAUCAUUACCUUGCGUGAUCAUAAGACCCUCAAUCGUAAUAUCAACAAUGGAGGAUCCUUUUAAGGGUUGGAUAGACAACUUUAACGGGCCGGUUGGAUUGCUAAUUGGUGGCAGUAAGGGUUUAGUACGUACAUUCUAUGCUGAUUCUUCUAUAAUUUCAGAUUAUAUGCCAGUGGACUUAGUCAUUAAAGCUAUGAUAAUCGCAGCUUGGAAACGUGGAAUCCAACCCAAGAAUAAUAUAGUUGAUGUUUAUCAUUGCUCGUCAAAUGGCAUAAAGAGCUUAUCUCUCAGAACUAUCACAAACGUUGGCCUUGAAAUAACGAAGGACAUCCCGUUUGAAAAUGUAAUUUGGAAAUCACAAACGAUAAUAACAAACAGCAAUUUUAUUUAUUAUAUAUUGUUGUUGCUACUGCACGUUAUCCCAGCAAUAAUCUUAGAUGGGAUUUUGAAAUUGAUCGGUGCACGCCCAAUGUAAGAUUUAUUUAAAUAUGGAAAGAUUUUUC
Vollenhovia emeryi is the source of this 973-nucleotide messenger RNA. RefSeq names its product fatty acyl-CoA reductase 1-like. Gene Ontology annotation, cellular component: peroxisome. Lineage: Eukaryota; Metazoa; Arthropoda; Insecta; Hymenoptera; Formicidae. Bases 109 to 945 code for a protein of 278 amino acids. The transcript has 5 exons. The record is from RefSeq and is a predicted model, not a curated record. Gene Ontology annotation, molecular function: alcohol-forming very long-chain fatty acyl-CoA reductase (NADP+) activity. Gene Ontology annotation, biological process: long-chain fatty-acyl-CoA metabolic process.